AUGAGGUGGUCUUCGUUCGUGUCUGUAUCGGCAGUCCUGUCGACAACUGCAGCGGUAGUGCCCUUCACACAUGGCGUCCACGAGCAACGCGAUGUUCACUCCUCCCGAUGGACGAAGCUGGGCCGUGUAAGGCCUGAAGCUAUCCUACCAGUACGAAUCGCUCUAGCACAGAACAAUCUCGAUAAGGGCCAUGAGUAUCUGAUGGACGUAAGCCAUCCUUACUCUCCCAACUAUGGAAAACACUGGACUGCCGACGAAGUGAUCGAAGCGUUCAAACCAAACGAUGCAGAUGUUGAAGUCGUCCGGGAUUGGCUUGUGGGGUCUGGGAUUCCUGUCGAGACCAUCACUCAUUCGGAUAAUAAAGCAUGGCUAGCAUUCCACGCCUCAACCAGCGAGGUCGAAAAACUCUUGUACACCGAAUACCACGAAUACCAAGACCGCCGCACAGGUGGCGUGAUGCCCGCCUGCCACGCCUACCACGUCCCCAAAAACGUCCAACCCCUGAUCGACUACAUCACCCCCGGCAUCAAACUCCUCGCGCCCACCGACGAGCUCACAGAGCAAGGCCGACAACUCCUGGAGAAGCGUGGCUACCCAGCCCCUCCAGGCUCCGGGUACCCCCCCGGCAAGCCCGCGCCCAAGCGCGCGACGAAAUGGCGUCCGAGCCCCCCGGGAUAUUCUUUAACGGCCCAUGGAGGCCACAAUCAGUCAGACUUGAGUACGUGUGAUGUUGUUAUCACGCCGGCGUGUGUGGCGGCACUGUACCACAUCCCGCCGGCGCCCGAGCAUGUGGAUCCGAGUAAUACGAUGGGGAUUUUUGAGGCUGAAUUGCAGUAUUGGGAUCAGCUUGAUCUUGACUUGUUUUUCACGAAUUUCACGCACUGGAUUCCGAAUGGUACGCAUCCGAUUGAUCACAAUGUUGAUGGCGGUGUGGCGCAGACGGCGAAUGUGUCUGAGGCAGGUGGUGAGUCGAUGAUGGAUCUUGAGCUUGCGUACCCCAUCGUAUAUCCUCAAACGAUCACGGUCUGGAAUGUCGACGACAUUCAUUACCAGACCUGGGAAAAUGAUACGUAUACCUGGGGCUUCAAUACGUUGCUCGACGCCAUUGAUGGAUCGUACUGCACCUACUCAGCGGAUGGAGAGACUGGUGACUUGGCCAAUUGGGAUCCAACGUACCCUGAUCCAGGUCCAGACGGCUACAAUGGCAGUCUCCAAUGCGGCGUCUUCAAACCCACCAACGUCUUCUCCAUCUCCUACGGCGGGCAAGAAGCCGAAGUGCCCAUCGCAUACCAGAAACGCCAAUGCAACGAAUACCUCAAGCUCGGCCUGCAGGGCGUCUCGUUCCUCUUCGCGUCCGGUGACUCCGGCAUAGGGAACUACCCCGAGCCGUACGGCGACGAUGGCCCCACUGGCUGCCUGGGACCGGAGCACAACAUCUUCAAUCCCACGUGGCCGAAUAAUUGCCCGUACGUUACAAAUGUGGGCGCGACGAAGGUGUACCCGGGAAAGACGGUCUUCGAGCCCGAGAGUGCGGUUUACGACCCAGCCGGACAUCCUCACGGCGUCAAUUAUAGCUCGGGCGGCGGGUUCAGUAACGUCUACCCUAUCCCGGACUACCAGAAGUCGGCCGUGGCAGCUUACUUCGCCGACCACGACCCAGGCUACCCAUACUACAGCGGUCUCGCACAGCUCGACCCAGGCGACGUCUAUGCUCUCCCCAACGUAACCCUUCUCGCGGGAAACACGGGGGGGAUCUACAACCGCAUCGGCCGCGGGAUCCCGGACGUCGCAGCCAACGGUGACAACAUUGCCGCCUGCGCCGGAGGCGAGUUCGGCCUCUCGAGAGGCACGAGCGCGUCGGCGCCCAUCUUCUCUGGGAUCAUCAACCGCAUCAACGAGGAGCGGAUUGCGGUGGGCAAGGGCCCGCUGGGGUUCUUGAACCCGGCGUUGUAUGCCCAUCCGGAGAUAUUAAAUGAUAUCACGAACGGCACGAAUCCGGCGUGCGAUGAGGGAGGGUUCUACGCGGUGAAGGGCUGGGACCCAGUGACGGGGUUGGGGACGCCGAAUUUCCCCAAGAUGUUGGCAUUUUUUAUGGGUUUGCCGUAG
This is a messenger RNA of Diaporthe citri, 2106 nucleotides long. RefSeq lists its product as uncharacterized. Gene Ontology annotation, molecular function: serine-type endopeptidase activity; tripeptidyl-peptidase activity. Lineage: Eukaryota; Fungi; Ascomycota; Sordariomycetes; Diaporthales; Diaporthaceae. Gene Ontology annotation, biological process: proteolysis. The transcript has 5 exons. The coding region runs from base 1 to 2106 and encodes 701 amino acids. The record is from RefSeq and is a predicted model, not a curated record.